AUGCCCAUGCAAACUGAAAAUGAAUAUGAAUUAAUCUGCCAAAAUUUAAUUUCAUUUAUUAUUGAUGACUCACAGCCAUUUAAUAUUGUAGAAUGUAAAAGUUUUCGAAAAUUACUACAUUCACUUGAUCUAAAUUUUUCAAUUCCCUGUAAUAAAACUGUAAAAACUACAGUUAGUAAAGCAUUUUCGUGGAGCAAACAACAAUUAACAAAUAUAAUAGCAAAUGAUAGUGUUACUGUAUCUAUAAUAAUGGACUUUUGGACAAGUCGUUGUCACCAUGGGUAUGUUGGAAUCACAUCAAUAUCAACAUUGGUUAAAACAUUAAAAGGAUUGCUUCAGCAAUCUUAUAUUGAAUCAGUCUCAACGGAUAUAAGUGAGUUAACUAUCUUUGACUCUAUGGAAGAGAUUAUAGAUGAUACGAAGGACUUUGUUGAAAUUAAAGAAGUUGAUCUAACAUUAGGAAUUGUUCAUAAAAAAAUUGAUAUAUCAAUGCCAAUGGUUACAAUUGGAAUGGUUGAAAAGGUCAAAAAAGCACUUUACGAUAGUAUAUAUAAGUACUGGCAAUCUGUUAUAGAUAUAGGAAUAUUAGCAUGUUUGCUUGAUCUAUGCUUUAAAAAACUACGUUUUGCAAAUACAAAUGUAAUUCAAAAAACAAAUGAACAGUUGAAAAGUUUAUAUGAAUCAGAAUGUGAAGUUUAUAAUUUUUCUAACCAUUCGGCAUAUUCAUCUAAUAUUCAAACCAAAGAUCUGGAAGCUAAUCGAGUUCAAAAAAAAUGA
This is a messenger RNA of Dentiscutata erythropus, 777 nucleotides long. NCBI's taxonomy places the organism in Eukaryota, Fungi, Glomeromycota, Glomeromycetes, Diversisporales, Gigasporaceae. The record is from the annotation of a GenBank genome assembly.